This is a messenger RNA of Pangasianodon hypophthalmus (striped catfish), 4716 nucleotides long. RefSeq names its product nectin cell adhesion molecule 4a (gene nectin4a). The record is from RefSeq and is a predicted model, not a curated record. Lineage: Eukaryota; Metazoa; Chordata; Actinopteri; Siluriformes; Pangasiidae. Gene Ontology annotation, biological process: heterophilic cell-cell adhesion; homophilic cell-cell adhesion. The coding region runs from base 324 to 2222 and encodes 632 amino acids. Gene Ontology annotation, cellular component: adherens junction. The transcript is spliced from 12 exons.
GAGGGACUGCGUGCACACAGGAGAGCGGACGAAGCUUUGCUGGCACAGAGGACUGAACGUGUUUGAACGUUUCUGGUGAAUUAAUGUUGCAAUGGUCUGACUGGAUACUGGUGACUUUAUUUUGGUCUUCACUACUGCAAACGCUUCCAAAACUGCAGGAAAUACAGAACUGAUAAAGGAUUAACUUUUUUUUUUUUUAAUUCUGGAUUAUCCAGUUUGUGUACCACAACUUUUUUUUUUCUUUUUCCAAAUGACCUAUGCAUUUGUGUGAAAUACGCCUCAACACCUGAGACUUUGUGUUAGGAGGAAAAUCCAAGUGGACUAUGGCAGUGUUGAGUUGUUUGAGGAUUUUACUUAUCUGGAAUUUGUUGGUCUGUGUAAACGGAGGAACAUUUGUGAAACCCCCAAGCUCAACUGUGUAUACAUCAGCAGAAGAAGACGUGCUUCUGCCCUGUAAGUUCAUGCCAUCAGAAGGAGAGGUGAUCGUUCAGGUUAUCUGGAUGCACAUUAAGCCAGAUGGGACUGAAGAGCAGAUCAUAACUGCUCAUCGUGUGGAAGGACAGCUAGAAUCUCCUGCUUAUGCAGGCCGUGUGCGCUUUGAAGACAGCGACCCCAUUGAAAACUCUGCUUUGAUUAUCCUGAAGACAGAGCUUUCAGACGAGGGACGCUAUACCUGUAGCAUUACUACAUUCCCUAGUGGAAGCGUAAAGACUCAAGUGUCUCUUACUGUGUGGACUAAACCCAUCUCCACAUUGGACCCUAUUAUUCUAGUGGAGGGUCAGUCAUUUCGGCUGGCUGCCACGUGCCGUGCAGUGGCUAAGCCUCAGCCGGGUCUCUCAUGGGAUACAGAUCUGCCAGGCCAGAGCCAGAACCGCACUCUGGACAAUGGCGUCGCUUCCAUCCAGUACUCCCUCCACCCUCUGAGGAGUAUGAACAUGCGCAAACUGGACUGUCUGGUCUGGCACCCAUCUCUAAAAAGUCCUAAGAGGCUCACUAAUAACCUUGUAGUGCACUACCCUCCGGAUGCAACAAUCUCGGGUUAUGAUGAGAACUGGUAUGUGGGUCUGGAGGGUGCUCGACUCCAGUGUGACGGAGGAGGAAACCCCAAACCACACAACUUCACCUGGACCAGGAAAGAUGGCGGUUUACCAGAUGGCGUGACCAUGGAGAAGGAAGUAUUGCGAUUUGACAGGCCUCUUAGAUUAACAGACAAGGGAGCGUAUGAAUGUGUAGCCUCCAAUAUUGUGGGGUCUGGGAGAGUGGAAGUGAAAAUAGAAGUAACAGAGGAACCAAAAAAUCCAACAUCAUUCGACAGCCUCCUGCUGAUCAUCAUAGGAGGAAUUUCAGGGAUGGUGGUGCUUAUUCUAGUGAUUGUAGUAAUAACAGUAAACCGACAUCACAAACGAAAAAACAGACAACUGGCUAUGGAGCUGGAUGAGAAAAAGGAAGAAAUUAGCACUCUAUCCAGACAGGCCUCGAUCAGAAGAGUUGUCUCAACCAGCAUAGAUAAUAAAUACCAGAUGGAGGAGAACAUACCAUUAAGAGUUGAAGGAACAAUCCGGACCAGUCUCAGUUCACUGGACCGUCCCCGCUCUCGAGACAGUCAUUCCACUUUAGGAGGACUAGACUCUCUGGGACGACCUGCCAUUUUUAACACAUCCAGACGAGGCAGGGAGCGAACGAUGGACAGAGAGAAAGAUGGAGAGAGAGUUCCCAGUCGACUGAAAAUGGAGCCUUAUGCCAGGAACUGCGAUCCAUCGCUGCUGCAUCCAGAGAGCCAUUUCCACCCUCCUCUACAGCCUUCCACUUUUCCGAUGGAGCAGACUGCUGAAAUUAUCAGAUCUCGGAAUGGCAGUGCCAUUCUACCAGCAGAUGGCAGACCGCAGUCAGGAGGCAGCAUAACUGGCAGUAGAGCAGGCAGCAGAGGACAUCAUUCACCCUUAAAUUCAACCUACCCCAUACUUACAGAUGACGAAGACAUGAGGCCAGCUGAUGAAGAGUCAGAGCUUUCCAGGGGCCAAAUAGAACCUGACGGUAUGGAUAACGGAGGCAGUGAGACUACAAGCUCGCAAAUAUCUGAGGCAAUGUCCAAUCACUUUGAGCAUACUAACGGUACACUAUGGCCUAAGUCGAAACCCAACAACAUCUUACUAGCACCAGAGACCACUCGAUUACCCCCUCUCCAUUCAAACAUGAUCCAUCACACGCCUCAGAUUGUGUAGCUCUCAGACUUCAGCACUGGACAGCAUCGUUGAGCCACGACAGAGUGCCUGGCAUUGAUACGUUUUGGAUUCUGGGAGACCUUGGAGAGAUACUGAGAUUGGCACUUUGGCAAGUGAAAUAUCUCACCUGAAUGUUUCAGAUCAAACCUAGGUGACAUACUCUACUGUACUACUUCUGCAAAUGGUCAUUGCAAUGUUAGCAACUCAUGCUAGCAAUUUAUCAUCUGUAAAAAAAAAUCUAUUUUUUAUAUGGCGUAUACUUGGAUUGCGUGAAAUUAAGUGUGGGACUGACUUUCCCUGACUGCAUCUUUCAAAUCCGCACAUGCUUUUUUUUGUGGAUGAGUAUUAUAAUGCAACACUUUCAACGAGAGAGACAGAAAAUCUGUGACUGUGAAAUGAUGCCGUGACAAAGAGAGUGAACUGCGUCCUCCUGUUCUUCUUGCCAUGCAAUUGUAACUGUUCUCAGCACCAACCUGGGGAUUAAACCUCUGUUUACUUGGGAUCUUUUCUUCCUAACACUGAUGAAUUACAAUGGCAUGACCUGUGAGCUGUGUCUUCUUAUUACUGUAUAUAAAAGUCGCAGUAUAUGCUGACAUGAAGUAUUAUUAACUAUAUUUGUAAAUGUUUUGUGUGAAUGGCUUUUCCAGAUUGGACUGCACUGGAUUAAAGCCAGGGGCAUCACUUUUGUUUAUGGUUUAGGCCUUAAAAGUGUGCUUUACUUAAACAUAUUACUAAAUGUAAAGGCUUAACCACUUACACACUAAGGAAACAUGGAUGGUUCCACACUUCCACUCCUCACUCUUAUAAUGCAAUAUUAGCCUAAUCAUUUUGCAUGUAGUUGCUGGAUGAUAUGCCUUAGGGUUCAGGGAUGUAAAGGAGGGUAAUGCUAAGGCCAAUUAGUUUAAUAAAUUAUAGAGCUUCUUUUUUAAAAAAGUGUUCAAUGCAUUAUCCCCAUAUAUGAGGAAAAGCUUCAGCUGCAGUUUACAAAUGUGUGUAAAUUUUUUUUAGCCUGUGUUGGAUACAGUUUUGUUAACCCUGUGUGAAAGUGUUAAGAUAACCUGUUGCUUGUCUGUUGCUUCUGUGCUGCUGGAUAAUGCUUGGAGUCUGGGAAAUUGUGCUCGGUAUAUGCGCUUGUAAAUGUAAAUGUAAAAUAAUAUGCAGUGUAAUAUUAUAUGCUUCGUUAUUUCUGUACAUUUGCAGUUUUGUUGACAGAUUAUUGUCCUCUUUGAUGAUUUGUGCUUAUUCCUGGACACAGUGGACAAAUCAAAAGGAGCAUUAGAAGAAAUUCAUCAUUCAUUUAUCUUCAGUAACCACUUUAUCCUGGUCAGGGUCAUGAUAGAUUCAGAACCUAUCCCAGGAACACAUCCUGGAUGAGAUGAAAGUUCAUUACAGGACAGGGAUACAGGAAGGCAUUUUACAUUGGGGGUGGUGACAUUUUAAGUAGCAUACAGUAUAUGUGGCAUGAGCUAUGACGUCUCACCCGAGUGGUAGUCAGUUGAUUAAUGUUAAUUAUAACAAAGAAAAGCGUAUAAUUGUGGAUAUGGUAAAGUUUUCUGUUAGGACACAUUUAUUUAACAUUUAAGGAAGGAGUGUCAUCGCUUUGUAACAGUAACAGUCAGUAAGUUUCCUGACUCGGGAGUUAGUUCCUGUUCUCACUAACGUUAUAGCAGCUAUAUACAGCCAGUCCCUCACAAGCCUCUCUUUUUUUAAGUUAAUGAGACAAAAUGUACCUUGUUAUGUUACAGAUAAACUGGAAAGAGUAAAUUCCUCUGUCCUGAAGACUCAAGUCUUGUCGAUGGCCCAUACCAUUAAAUGUAACUAUGAACAGUUAAAAAGUGUGAUGUAUCGUUCAUUAAUAAAUUAAAAACUGUAAUCGCUGGCAAAUCGCUGUGGUAUAAGAAUGCUAUCUCUGACAUGCAACACUUAAAAACUACUCAAAACACUCCAUUUUAACUUUGUUUGUUUAUCUAUAUACUAUUAUUAUUAGCACUAUUUUUGCAGCUGCAGCUGCAUUUGGAGUUAAAGGAAUCGUGAAAGUCAGGGGUGCUGCAGCAUCCUCAGCACCCAUACUUCCUGCAUCCUUGCUACAGGGCACCAGUCACAGUCUCAUUUGCACCUACGGGCAAUUUAGUGUUACCAAUCCACCUACAUGGCUGUUUUGGGAGGUAGGAGGAAACUGGAGAACCUGGAGGAAACCCACCUGGUCACAGGGAGAACAUGCACAGAGACUCCACACAGACACUGAGCUCAGGAUCGAACCAAGCUGUGAGGCAACAACUUGCCACCAUUCCGCCCAGUAACAAAUUCUAACUGUAAUAAAAUCAUUAUGUUUAAGUUUCAUAAGGUCAGGAAGCCUGUUUGGUUCCCUUGGUUCUGUGAUUGAUCCUAAUGAUGGGCAUUUUUCCACUCACUGCUGUUGAGGAUGGCCCCACAUGGACAGCCUAAAGAUCAUGAGAUAACUGUGAAUAGUACCUGAUAGAAACAGUAAAGAUGG